Messenger RNA from Eremothecium sinecaudum, 2199 nucleotides. It is a transcript of the gene PRT1, whose product is annotated as translation initiation factor eIF3 core subunit b. NCBI's taxonomy places the organism in Eukaryota, Fungi, Ascomycota, Saccharomycetes, Saccharomycetales, Saccharomycetaceae. The record is from RefSeq and is a predicted model, not a curated record. Gene Ontology annotation, biological process: translational initiation. Gene Ontology annotation, cellular component: eukaryotic translation initiation factor 3 complex. The transcript has a single exon. The coding region runs from base 1 to 2199 and encodes 732 amino acids. Gene Ontology annotation, molecular function: translation initiation factor activity; translation initiation factor binding; RNA binding.
AUGGCCGAAGUUAUGGAGGACAUUAAGUUGGAAGAUAUUCCAGUCGAUGAUAUUGACUUUUCCGAUUUGGAAGCUCAGUACAGAGUUGAGGGAUCGUUGAGUUUUGACAUGUUCGCGGUUGUUGAUGGUGCUCCAAUUGCUCCAGAGUCGAAGGUUCCUGCUUUACAUAAGGUUUUGAGUAAAUUGUUUUCUCAAGCCGGUGAAAUUAAGGACAUGGAUAUUCCUGUUGAGAAUGGAAAGACCAAGGGUCACUUGUUUAUUGAAUUCGACAGCGCAGAGUCUACAAGAAGGGCAAUCAAGUUGUUCAAUGGUAAGAAGUUGGAUGUUAAGCAUAGAUUAUUUGUUAACAGUUUGAAUGACAUGGAGAAGUACUGCUCUCCUGAUUUUUCUGUUGGGUUUAAGGAGCCAAACUUGCCUCCAUACGAGCCAACUGGCUAUUUGAGGUCUUGGCUACAGGAUCCUCAAGGAAGAGACCAAUUUGUAUUGCAGAAGGGUGAAAAGACAGCUAUCUACUGGUACAGAAACCACAUGCAACCGGAAGCUGUUGUUGAGCCAAGAAAGAACUGGUCGAAUUCCAUUGUCAAGUUUUCACCACACGGUUCAUACUUGUUCUCUUUCCACGACCAGGGUAUUGCAUCUUGGGGCGGGCCUCAAUUCAGUAGGCUCAAGAGGUUUUUCCAUCCAAACGUGAAGGCAAUCUCUAUUUCUCCUACUGAGAAGUACCUUGUUACUUUCUCUCCAGAGCCAUUGGACUUACCAGGCGAGCCCAACGAGGACUGCCCGUUCGGACCUGAAUCUCAAGGCCAUCAGCUUUGUAUCUGGGAUAUUUCUACCGGUGUGUGUGUGAAGACCUUUGCUCUUCCUCCACAACAGGAACUACAAUGGCCAAUGGUGAAAUGGUCUUUCGAUGACAAGUACUGUGCUCGUAUGGGUCCAAAUGCUAUUGCUGUGUAUGAGACUGAGAAGAGCUUCCAGCUUCUAAACGGUAAGGUCAUGAAGAUUGAGGGUCUACAAGACUUCUCUUUUGCACCAAAGGGUGUUAAGUUAGCUUCCAACAGUCCAAACACGCUAUCUACCGUGAUGGCUUAUUGGACUCCAGAAACUAAUAACCAGUCCUGUAAGGCUGUUAUUAUGGAGAUGCCACACAAGAGAAUUUUGAGAACUGUUAACUUGGUUCAAGUUACUGGCGUCAGCUUCCACUGGCAAAACGAGUCAGAAUACUUGUGUGUUCAAGUAGAUCGUCAUACUAAGUCUAGAAAGACCAUUUUCACUAAUUUGGAAAUCUGUAAGCUAACAGAGCGCGAAAUUCCAUUCGAGAAGGUCGAAUUAAAGGACCGUUGUAUGAGAUUCGCAUGGGAACCAUCUAAUGAUAGAUUUGUAACAAUCUCUAAGAGCGAAAAUGUUAACGAUAACCCUGCUAUUGCCAAGAAUGUCGUUAGUUUCUAUGCUCCAGAGAAGAAGGCUGACAAGGGUAUUAUAAUAUCAAAGGGCAUUUCAGAUAUGAAGAAAUGGAAGUUAGUUAAGGCUAUUGAAGGAAAGUUCUCUAAUGAAAUCACCUGGUCACCAGCUGGUAGAUUCGUUUGUGUGGCUGCUAUCGGUAAGAUGGGAUCUAGAAACGAAAACCUUGAUUUCUACGAUUUGGACUUCCCAAGUGAGAAGAUCAUUAACUCAGCAACUGAUGUUGCUGCUACCUUAAGGGACGUCGCUCACGUUAACUAUGCAAAUGCUACCGAUUUCCAAUGGGAUUCCAGCGGUAGAUUCAUCAGUUUCUGGUCUUCUGCAUGGAAACACAAGGCUGAAAAUGGUUACAGGGUUUUCAAUCUGUGCGGUAACUUGAUCCGUGAGGAAUUGAUAACAGAGUUUAACAACUUCUUCUGGAGACCAAGACCAGAAUGCACUUUGACCAACGCCGAGAAGAAGAAGGUCAGAAAGAACUUGAAGGAAUGGGCAAGUCACUUCGAAGAACAAGAUGCUAUGGAAGCUGACAGUGCUACCAGAGAAUUGAUCUUGACGAGACGUACUUGGUUAGAAGAAUGGUCUAAGUACAGAUCCGAAACCUCUGACAGAAUCAAGUCUGAAGGUGCUUCCACAUUCGAUGUCUGGAGCUUAAAUGCAAACGAAAAAGACUUUGAAACAAUUGAGGAAAUCAAGGAAUCGAUUGUUGAGGAGUCUGUCGAGGAAGUCACCUCUUUUGACUAA